CUCGAGUUCCGGAGUCGAGUCGCUGCCUGGGCCGGAGCGGAGAUGCAGCCGCCGCCCCGAAAAGUCUCCGCGCCUGGGGUCGUCAUCCUCUUUUUACUCCCACAGGUGAAGCCCGCCCAGGAGGUGAAGCUUCGCUUCCUGGAGCAGCUGAGCAUCCUGCAGACCCGGCAGCAGAGGGAGGCGGAUCUGCUGGAGGACAUCAGAUCCUACAGCAAGCAGAGGGCAGCCAUUGAACGGGAGUAUGGGCAGGCACUCCAGAAACUGGCUGGGCCAUACCUCAAGAGGGAAGGACACCGGAGUGGGGAGAUGGACAGCAGACCUUCUCUGGGGAGAGGCAGGAUGGUGUUUGGUGCCUGGCGCUGCCUGCUGGAUGCCACCAUGGCUGGGGGCCAAGCCCGGCUCCAGGCGUCUGACCGAUACCGGGACCUGGCCGGGGGCACAGGGCGGAGUGCCAAGGAGCAGGUGCUUAGGAAGGGAGCCGAGAACCUCCAGAGGGCACAGGCUGAGGUGCUAGAGUCUGUGCGGGAGCUGAGCCGAAGUCGGAAGCUGUACGGGCAGCGGGAACGUGUGUGGGCCUUGGCACAGGAGAAGGCGGCUGAUGUCCAGGCCAGGCUGAACCGAAGUGACCACGGCCUCUUUCACACUCGGACCAGUCUCCUGAAACUCAGCACCAAGCUGUCAGCCCAGUCGGCCCAGUACUCCCAGCAGCUGAGAGCGGCCCGCAAUGAGUACCUGCUCAACUUGGUGGCCACCAAUGCCCAUCUUGACCACUACUACCAGGAGGAACUGCCCGCCCUGCUCAAGGCCCUGGUCAGCGAGCUGUUGGAACACUUGAGGGACCCCCUGACCUCCCUGAGCCGCACUGAGCUGGAAGCUGCUGAGAUGGCCCUGGAGCAUGCCCGCCGUGGGGGCCAGGCGACCUCCCAGGUGAGCUGGGAGCAGGACCUGGAGCUCUUUCUUCAGGAGCCUGGAGUAUUUUCCCCCAGCCCACCUCAGCAGUUCCAGCCAGCAGGCAGUGAUCAGGUGUGUGUCCUGGAGCUGGAAGGGGGCGCAGGAGGCGAGGCUGGGGAGAGCGGCCUGGAGAAAGAGGUUCAACGCUGGACCAGCCGAGCUGCCCGAGACUACAAGAUCCAGAACCACGGGCGUCGGGUGCUGCAGCGGCUGGAGCAGAGGCGGCAGCAGGCUUCUGAGCGGGAGGCCCCAGGCAUCGAACAGCGGCUGCAGGAAGUACGGGAGAGCAUCCGCCGGGCACAGGUGAGCCAGGUGAAGGGCGCUGCCCGCCUGGCCCUGCUGCAGGGCGCUGGCCUGGAUGUGCAGCACUGGCUGAAGCCAGCCAUGACCCGGGCCCAGGAUGAGGUGGAGCAGGAGCGACGGCUCAGCGAGGCCCGGCUGUCCCAGAGGGACCUCUCUCCCACGACAGAGGACGCGGAGCUCUCUGACUUUGAGGAGUGCGAGGAGACUGGGGAGCUCUUUGCGGAGCCUGCCCCCCCAGCCCUGGCCACCAGGCCCCUCCCCUGCCCUGCACAUGUGGUGUUCGGCUAUCAGGCAGGACGUGAGGAUGAGCUGACCAUCACGGAGGGCGAGUGGCUGGAGGUCGUAGAGGAGGGAGAUGCCGACGAGUGGGUCAAGGCUCGGAACCAGCACGGUGAGGUGGGCUUUGUCCCGGAGCGGUACCUCAACUUCCCGGACCUCUCCUUCCCUGAGAGCGGCCGCGACAGCGACGAUCCCCUGGGGGCAGAGCCCACAGCGUUCCUGGCUCGUGCCUUGUACAGCUACACGGGACAGAGCGCAGAGGAGCUGAGCUUCCCCGAGGGGGCUCUCAUCCGCCUGCUGCCCCGCGCCCAGGAUGGAGUGGAUGACGGCUUCUGGAGGGGAGAAUUUGGGGGCCAUGUGGGGGUCUUCCCCUCUCUGCUGGUGGAGGAGCUGCUUGGCCCCCCAGGGCCAUCCGAACUCUCGGACCCUGAGCAGGUGCCGCCGUCCCCUUCCCCGCCCAGCUUCUCCCCUCCUGCACCCACCUCUGCCGUGGAUGGGUCCCCUGCACCUGUCUUGCCGGGGGACCACGACCUGGACUGCCCUGCACCCCAGGACAUGGUGGCACCUCGACUCAGGCCGAUGCGUCCACCGCCUCCCCCGCCAGCUAAAGCCCCGGAUCCUGGCCACCCGGGUUCCCUCACCUGAAGCCAGGGGGAAUCACUGUCCCUACAGUGACGCUGGUGGCCCUAUCUCCGUGCCAUCAGAGACACCCUCCCCGCCGCCACCAAUGAUCCAGAGCACCACAGUGGAAAGCCAGACUCUCCCCGAUUUCCAUUCUCACCUUCAGGGGUCGACGCGUCCCCUUCCUCCAUUUCUGAGGCUGGGACCCACUCCUUCCCCCCGUCACCUUCCUGCCAUCUCGAGGGCUGGACCUACCCUUUCUCUUCUGCCACCGCCCCAUGCCUAGGGUGAAAUACCCUGGAAUCUCUGGGGCUGGAGCUCAUCCCCCAAAGUCUGGAGUAGCUCUGGCUCAUUCAUGUCUCCGCCCUGGUUCUGGGAGCCACCCCACUCCAGAUGCCUGAGCCGCUGGGAUGGGGGCAGUCCUGUCACAAGGAGCUGGAGCCAGUAUGCACAGCAGCUGUAAUGGUCUGAGCGGAUUUAUUGACAGUGAAUAAAGGGCAGGAAGCCCAAGCCAGGCCUGGGCCUCUUGUGCCAAGACA
Messenger RNA from Phacochoerus africanus (Common warthog), 2693 nucleotides. It is a transcript of the gene FCHSD1, whose product is annotated as FCH and double SH3 domains 1. Gene Ontology annotation, molecular function: protein binding. NCBI's taxonomy places the organism in Eukaryota, Metazoa, Chordata, Mammalia, Artiodactyla, Suidae. Gene Ontology annotation, biological process: regulation of actin filament polymerization; neuromuscular synaptic transmission. Bases 43 to 2178 code for a protein of 711 amino acids. The record is from RefSeq and is a predicted model, not a curated record. The transcript has 20 exons. Gene Ontology annotation, cellular component: recycling endosome; neuromuscular junction.